Messenger RNA from Oryzias melastigma (Indian medaka), 2072 nucleotides. RefSeq names its product sushi-repeat containing protein X-linked (gene srpx). Lineage: Eukaryota; Metazoa; Chordata; Actinopteri; Beloniformes; Adrianichthyidae. The transcript is spliced from 10 exons. The coding region runs from base 363 to 1715 and encodes 450 amino acids. The record is from RefSeq and is a predicted model, not a curated record.
UUUACAGAAUGGAGCGGAGCAAGGAGAUUACUGACUGUAGCAAUGAUGUCACAGCUACAAGCUUUUUCCAACUGCAUCUUUUCGUCCUCUCCUGAUCCAGAUUGAUUUGAAAACAUAACGUUUUAAUGUUGAUAUUCUUUAUACAUGUCCUAUAUCACAAGAAAAAUGCUACAAGAAUACUUGCUUCUCCACACUGAGGUCCAGUUCUUUUUCACUUCCUCGCUCCUGUAAGCAGACCCUGCCUCCUCCUGGCGCGCGGGUCCUCCCUUGCUGCGGGAGAGGCGGGCCUUUGAGGAGGAGACCUCCGGACGGACGGAGCAGGAGUGUGCUGAAGUUUCUGCCCCUCGUCGAGAAGCCCCGACAUGGACCUGAAGCCGCUGCUGCUCCUCUUGUUCCAGCUGGGCUUCAGCUCCAGCUAUGAAGGGUCAGGACAUUAUGCCUAUGGAGACGAUGAGGACUGGUCUUCUCGUAGGUAUAAAGGAACCCCAUGGUGUGCGCCCAUUAAGUUGAAACACGGAGAUGUGAGCUGCCGCACGCCCCGAGGGGAACACUACAGGAACGUGAUGGGGACUCGAUGUAAAAUCCGCUGUAAUCGGGGAUACGAGACGCAAAGCUCGGAGGUGGUUUGUAUGGCAAACAAACACUGGUCCUCCAACUACGCCUGCAGAGAGGUCCGCUGUCCCAAACUGGAUAUGCCCAUCAACGGGGGCCACAAAUGCUCCGACGGCUCCUACUUCAACUCUCGCUGUGGCUUCUUCUGCUCCCCCGGAUUCACUUUGAAGGGUCAGAAGACGGCGACCUGCCAGUACAACAAGAUGUGGAGUUCUGCCGUUCCCACCUGCGUNGAUGUCGAUCCUCCUAAAAUAAAAUGUCCAGACCUGAAGGAUAAGUGGGCGGAGCCAGGAAAGCUGACAGCGAGGGUGACUUGGGACACACCUGAGGGAGUGGACACGGCCGACGGAAUCCUUACCGAUGUGACCUUAAAGGGAAAACCUCCAAAGUCGGACUUUCCGGAGGGUCUCCACAAGAUGUCCUACACCGUGUUCGACCGAGCCGGGAACAAAGGCUCCUGCCGCUUCAGCAUCAGAGUGCGAGUGCGGCGCUGCAGCCCUCUGUUCCCUCCUGACAACGGCUACAUGAAGUGCGACGGGGACGGAGACAACUAUGGCGCCACCUGUCAGUUCACCUGCACGGGCGGCUUCGAGCUGCAGGGCAGCUCGGCCCGAGUGUGUCAGUAUGGACUCACCUGGUCUGGCUCCGACACAACCUGUGCACCCAUGAACAUCAACGUGGGAGUGCGCUCCGCCGCCGCCCUGCUGGACCAGUUCUACGAGAAGCGGCGGCUCCUCAUUAUCUCCGCGCCGACGGCUGCCAAUCACAAUUACCGCUUCCAGAUGACUAACCUCCAGCACGCUCAGUGUGGACUGGACUUGAGACAUGUGACAGUUGUGGAGCUGGUCGGGAUUUACCCCUCGCAAGUAGGCCGCAUUCGUCACCGACUGCUCCCUCCAGGCCUGGCCCUGCAGCUCAGGUUGCUCCUCCGGAUUCCUCAGAGGUCGUUCCAAAUGGUGAUAAUAGACAAGCAGGGCAUAGACAAGCAGCGUUAUCCGUUCCCCAUCACAGCGGCUGAACUAUUCACCACCAUCGACACCUUCCCCCUCCGCAAGGACGAGAUGCUGCUGCAGCAGGAGGCGGGCCAGACCUGCCAGUCCUAGAGCCAGCUGGACUCUCGGCGCACCUCCGUGACCCGCCAAAACCUCUAACCCUUUCGUCGCCGCAGCAACCAAAAAUGAGCCCAGCUGUGUCCUCGUCCACACGUUCCCUAUCUGAACUUAUCUGUUCUGUGUCAGCAUGGAGGCAGCGCUCUGGAUGGCGGUUCUGGCUUUCAUAUUUGAUUGAUGGGUUUUUUUAUUUGAUUUUUUUAUACGUUUUAAGCAGAAACACGUUUUCAUAUUUGUAUAAAAGUCUGGAACACUUUGCUACUUUCUAUUAUUUAAUGUAUAAUAUAAAUAUAUAGUGCGCAUUUCAUCUGCGUGUCCAUAUCUGAGUCAGAUUAAAGGAGCAAAUUCCUA